CAUCAUCCGUGACCUUGGUGUAUCUCUUCCCCUUCGGUUUUUCUAACAGGCAAAGAGGACAGCAUGGCGAACAAGGAUCCUAUGGGUUUUCUCCAGCAGCUGCGGCAGGUCGCAGGCAGGAUGUCGUCCAAACCUCUGGGAUCUGGAAUGGGUUUCAAGCUGCUGAUCGGAGCUGGGGCGCUGGCGUACGCAGUCAAGGAGGCCACCUACACAGGAUACCCUGGUUCCAGUACCCCAUCAUCUACGACAUCCGGGCCCGACCCAGAAAGAUCUCGUCCCUCACGGGGAGCAAAGACCUCCAGAUGGUGAACGUGACGCUCCGGGUUCUGUCCCGGCCUCUGGCCAGCAACCUGCCGUUCCUGUACCAGCACCUGGGCAUGGACUACGACGAGCGGGUUCUGCCGUCCAUCGUCAACGAGGUUCUGAAGAGCGUGGUGGCCAAGUUCAACGCCUCGCAGCUCAUCACGCAGAGAGCCCAGGUGUCUCUGCUGAUCCGCAGGGAGCUGUUCGAGCGAGCCAAAGACUUCAACAUCAUCCUGGACGACGUGGCCAUCACCGAGCUCAGCUUCAGCCGCGAGUACACGGCCGCCGUGGAGGCCAAGCAAGUGGCCCAGCAGGAGGCGCAGCGAGCUCAGUUUUAUGUAGAAAAGGCCAAACAGGAGCAGAAACAGAAAAUCAUCCAGGCUGAAGGAGAAGCUGAGGCUGCCAAGAUGCUGGGCAUGGCGGUGACGAAGAACCCAGGAUACCUGAAACUCAGGAAGAUCCGGGCGGCGCAGAACAUCGCCAAGACGAUGGCCCAGUCCCAGAACAAAGUGUACCUGAACGCUGACAACCUGGUGCUCAGCGUGCAGGGCAAAGACAGCUUCGACCUGAUGUUGUCCAAGAAGUAAGAAGUUCCCUCCCUGCCCGGUUCUCAUCGUUCCUCCAGGCUCUUCAGAAACAGAACUUCCUCGUCGGGUCAGAACCGCAGGAUGGAACCGGACGUUUCCUGUUUGAAGGAGGACUUCCUCUGAAGGAACCCGGAGGUUCUCCUGGAACUUCCUCUUCAAACCAGGAAGUGGAACACCGGCCCGUUUCCUUUCUCGCUGUAAAUCUAAAGACUGCUCCCUCCUGUUUUCACCCUCACCUACAGAAAAUAAGGAUUAUUGAUCAAUUGAUAGGUUUGAGUUUGAUUCCAGCAAACAGGAAGUUUCUAUAAAACCCAGCAGCUGCAGCCGGGCCGACUCUUCAGAACCUCACGUGCUGAGGCCUCGUUAGUUUUGUUCAACACUUCCUGUUUGUAGGUACCUGUUGACUCGAGCAGGUGUGUUCAGCACAGGUAAUAAGAAGCAGAAAGUUUGUGAACCGGGUCGACUGGGCUGCAUCUGAACGAGCAGGUUCUGUCUGAACGCUUCGUGAUUGUUAACGUUAGAUUCAUAACUGAAUGUUUCUGUUUAGCUCCUUCAACAUGUUUCAUAAAUUCCUCUGAAAACACGA
Molecule: messenger RNA, 1476 nt
Organism: Nematolebias whitei (Rio pearlfish)
Lineage: Eukaryota; Metazoa; Chordata; Actinopteri; Cyprinodontiformes; Rivulidae
Product: prohibitin-2
Biological process (GO): mitochondrion organization
Cellular component (GO): mitochondrion; membrane
Source: RefSeq, a predicted model, not a curated record